AUGUGUGCUUUUAUUGAUUAUUAAUGUUAAUCAUUCAUUGAAAUCUAAAAUUCUAAUAAUUGUCUUGAUUACAUCAAUCAAAAUGCAUGUUUAUAAUAAANAACAACUUAAACACAGCUUUCUACUUUAGAUUGUAAAGACUAUUUAAAUUAUUACACAUGUGUAAACCUAUAAACACCAUUAUAAUAUUGUUAAUAUAUCAAUAAUAUUUGUUAUGAAAAAGAUUGGUUUACAUACUAAAAUUAGUCAUGUAAAACAAUAAAAAAUAUCAAUCAUGGUAAUUUUUGUUAAGUUACUACUGAUAUUGGUUGUAAAUAUGAUAUAAAUACUAAAAAUUGUGUAGAAGUAAUUGAUGGUGAGAUUAUUUAAUGUUAAAUUGGAAGUUUAUACCAUAUUGGAUAUAAUAUUAUAGCAUGUGGUAAGAGUCAAAAUUGUAUAUUUAUUGAUAAAUGUCAAUAAUUUGAUGAAAAUAAUUUAUAUUAUUGUUAAUAAGCUAUUUCUAUAGAAAAUUGUAAAAAUGUAUUAUUAGAAGGAUGUUAUAGAAAUUCUUAAUAACAAUGUUCUUUAAUAACAAGUGAAUUAUAAAAAUCAUUAAAUUGUUCUUAAAUUGAAAAUAAAGUAGGAUGUUUAUAAUUAAAAACAAAAGAUUAAAAUUGUAGAUAUUAUGAUAAUAAAUGUUAAAACGAAAAUAUUUAAGAUUAUAAAAAUAGUAAAUGUAGAGAUAUAAUUAUGAUAAAUUCAUUUGAAUUUUGUGAAUAAACAAGAGAUAUAGAAUGUAAAUAUGAUCCAUUAAAUAAUGCUUGUAUUUAUGCAAAUUUAGAAUAAUAAGAUUUAACAUGUCCAAGAGGAUUAAAUAAAUUAGCAUGUAUACCUAAUAAUUCAAAUUCUAAAUAAUGUUAAUUCUUUAAUUAUUGUUAUGGUUAAAAUUAAGAUAUAUUAGAUUGUGAUAUUAAUGAUAUUGAAUGUUGUUAAAAAGCAUUAACUAUUGAAUCUUGUUUAUUUUAAACUAAAUUUAAAUGUUAAUGGAAUAAUUAAUGUACUCAUUAUAAUUAAUAAUAAUCAAAUACAAUUUUAUGUAAUUAAAUAUAAAAUGCAUCAAGAAAUGUAUGUUAUUCACUUAUUGAUAAAUUUUGUAUUUUUGAUUAAAUUAAUUUAAAAUGUUAAGAAAUUAUUCCAUUAACAUGUGAUUAAGUAUAAAGUUAAGAAUAAUGUAAAAGAAUUCCUAAAAUACCAUGUUAUUGGAAUUAAAAUGAAUGUUAAUUUAAAAAUAAUAAUAUUUCAGAUUCAUGUGAAUAUAUUACUUAAAUGCAUGGUAAUUAAAAAGCAUGUAUUUAAGUAUAAAGAUAUGGAUAAAUGUGUGCUUUUAUUGAUUAUUAAUGUUAAUCAUUCAUUGAAAUCUAAAAUUCUAAUAAUUGUCUUGAUUACAUUAAUCAAAAUGCAUGUUUAUAAUAAACUAUAUCAUAAUGUUAUUGGGAUAUAAAUGUAAAUAAUGAUAGUAAUUCUUCAGAUAAUUAAUGCAAGUCUUUUGAAUAAUAAGAUUCAUAAAAAUGUGAAAAAAAUCUCAGCUAUUUAUCCUGCUUAAGCAUUAUAACAAAUAAUACUUAUUGCUAAUGGAUAAAUGAAUAAUGUGAGUCAAUUACAAGUGAUAUUAAUAAUAAAUUUGUUUUGAAUACUACUUCACAAGUCAAUAUUCAUGUUUGUAGUUUAAUUACUGAUACAAAACCUAUUAUGUAUAAUAAAAUCAAUAAAAUAUGUUAAGAAGUAACUGAUUUUGAUAAAUUAACUUGUAAUCCUCCUUUAAUGGGAAUUAAUAUGUACUCUUGUAUUUAAAUAAAAAAUGAAUUAUGUUUUUGGCAUUAAAAAACUUAAACUUGUAAAGCAAUAAUAAAUUUAAAGAAUAAGAUUGCUAAAUAAGAAGAACUUAUUUAGACCACUUGUUAAAUAAUAGGACGUACUCCAACAUCUUGUUCUCUAUUGAAUUUUUAAAUGCCUUGUGGGGGAUCUUAAGUAGGUUGUGAUUAUGUUAAUUUAGAGACAGCUUAAUGCAAUUAAGUAGGUUUAAAUAAAUAUGCAUGUCUAAAUUUAACUAGUUAAUCAUGUAAAUGGGUUUUAAAUUAAAAACUUAAUAUUUAUUAAUGUUAAGAACAUACUCCUUUUGGUUUAUGUUCUGAAUAACCAUAAUAAGUAAAUGCAUUAGUAUGUUCUUUGGUUGGUCAUAAUGAUCCAUGUACUUAUAAUAAAUAUUCAAAUUCAUGUUAAUGGCCAUUAGAAUAGGAAGAAAGUUGUGAUAUGAUUGGAUUAAAUUAAUAUGGUUGUGCUUAGAUUGAGAAUUGUGUAUUUUUUAAUGGAAAAUGUAUAAAAUUCAAUGAAGAUUUAAAUUUGAAUUGUAAAGAUGCAGAUAAAGCUCAUUAUAAGGUUUGUGCAUAAAUAAAAAGAGAUUAAUGUAAGUAUAGUGAAUUAAAAAAAGGAUGUAUAUCUACUGAUUUAUAUGAUGGAUGUUAAGCAAAAGGCAUAAAUUAAUUAGGAUGUAAUGCAAAAGAUCCAAUGUGUUCUUGGGUUGAAAACAAUUGUGAGUGUGUAAAAUUAUUAAAAGAGAAAAUACCUUGUUAUCAAAUUUAAAAUCAUUAUGAUUUUUAAAAAAGGAAUGAUUGUUAUUAUGUUAAUUCUUAUAAAUCAAAUAUUGAUACAGAUCUAAUAACAUUAGGAAAUUAAGGUAGAUGCAAAGAAAAGUAAUGUAGUGAUAGGAGUAAAAGUGAAUGUGAAGGUUAAAUAGUUUAUGGACAUAUUUGUUAUUUAGAUAAGUAAGAUAUAUGUUAAUCAGCUCAUGAUUGCAAGGAUAUUAAAAAUGCUGUAUAAUAAUGUUCAAAUUAUUUAAUAAAAGAUAGUCCUUGUAUGGAGAAUAUAAAUAAUGUUGGUGAAUGUGAAAUAUUAAAAAAUUGUUAAUAAUUAGAUAUGAUUAAUUGUUAAAGGAAUCUAGAUUAUUGUAUUUAUAAUAGUGAUAAAUGUAUGAAUAAAUAAUGUAUAAAUUAUAUGGAUGAGAAUAAUUGUCCUAAAUUAAAUUGUUAUUGGAAUUAUAUUAAGAAAAGAUGUUUAGAACAAAUUAGUUGUGAAUUAAAUGAAUCAGAAAAAGUUUGUAAUGAAAGUCAUAAUGGAAAUUAAAAAUGUGGAUGGUUUAAAUUAGAUGAAAAUUAACAUGUUUGUACAUCUGGAUGUAGAUAUCUAUAUUAAGCUUCUGUUAAUUGUUAGGGUACUCAAAUUAGAGAUUCUGUUUGUAUUAAUUAUAAAGAUGUUUGUAUUCAAUGUGAAGAAAUUACAGAUUCAUGUCUUUGUUUGGAAUAAUAGGAAUAUUGUACUUAUGAUAUUAAUAGAAAUAUAUGUUAAUCUAAUGGAUGUUAAAAUUAUAAUUAGGAUACUUGUCCUACUUUAAGAUGUUAUUUUAAUUUAAAUAAAUAUGUAAUUAAUUUUAAUUUAUUCAUAGAUUUGCAUACAAUAAUGUAGAUUCAGAUACAAUAAUUAGGAAUGUGAACUAUUGAAUGAUUGCUAUUGGGAUUAUAUAGAAAACUAAUGUCUUGAAUAUUACAAAAUUCCUUAACCUACAGUAGUAAAUCCUUCAAUUAUUCCAAUAGAAGAAUUAUUAAUCAAAGCUCUUUUAGUAUUUAGUUUAUUAGGAAUAAUAUGA
Paramecium primaurelia is the source of this 3679-nucleotide messenger RNA. NCBI's taxonomy places the organism in Eukaryota, Ciliophora, Oligohymenophorea, Peniculida, Parameciidae. The record is from the annotation of a GenBank genome assembly.